Molecule: messenger RNA, 351 nt
Organism: Dentiscutata erythropus
Lineage: Eukaryota; Fungi; Glomeromycota; Glomeromycetes; Diversisporales; Gigasporaceae
Source: the annotation of a GenBank genome assembly
AGUGAAAAUGUUGAAAAAGAUAAAGUUAAUGAAGUUGAUAAUGUUAAAGAUGAUGAUAACAAAGUUAAAAAAGAUAAUAAGAUUAAUAAAAUUGAUAAAAUUGAUGAUUAUGAGAAAUAUGAUGUUGUUGAAGCUGUUGGAAGCAAAGAUGAUCAAAAUGAUGAUAUUAAUGAUGAAAAUCAUAAAUAUAAUAAUUAUAAGGAAGAAUAUAAAGGUGAUAAUGUUAAUGAAGUUCAUAAUGAUUAUGAGAAAGAAUAUAAUGAUGAUAAUAUUAAUGAAGUUCAUAAUAAUUAUAAGGAAGAAUAUAAUGAUAAUAAUGUUAGUGAAGAUAAUAAUGAGAAAGAAUUCUGA